This is a messenger RNA of Wallemia mellicola CBS 633.66, 1174 nucleotides long. RefSeq lists its product as hypothetical. Gene Ontology annotation, cellular component: nucleus. The transcript has a single exon. The record is from RefSeq and is a predicted model, not a curated record. Lineage: Eukaryota; Fungi; Basidiomycota; Wallemiomycetes; Wallemiales; Wallemiaceae. The coding region runs from base 1 to 1164 and encodes 387 amino acids. Gene Ontology annotation, biological process: DNA damage response. Gene Ontology annotation, molecular function: histone H3K56 acetyltransferase activity.
AUGGUUGUUAGUCUUCUUGAGAUUGUGAAGUGUAAUUUAGAGAGUAAAUUAGCUGGGAAUAGGACUUUAGAUGUUAAAACUCUAAUAUCAAACUUUACUCAAAUAAAGCAACAACUUUUCCCAUUUGAUAAUUCCAUUUCAAAUCCCGAUAUAAAGAAGAUAUUAAUCGCUUUUACAGAAUCAGAGACUCUCAGUUCUGCCAUUGAAGUACAUCUUUAUAAAUUAGAAGAUAAAGUUAUCCUUUACGUAUCAAAAGUAGACUCUACUGGCUUUGGUAAAACACCUUCUCCAAUCUCAAUCGCCGUUGAGAGCAUAAUUGAGUGGUCAAAACUAUCAUUUAAAUUGGAUAUUUGGUUACACAUAUUUGCUAGAGCUCAAAACGCGUAUAUAUUUCCUAAUAGUGAAAAGAACGGUAAAAAGAGAGUAUUAACAGAUACCCAACUACAAAGAUGGUGGAAACGCACAUUAGAUGAUUUGAAACCUAAAUCAAAAUGGUUGUUUUUACCUGGAUAUACUCAAGAUGAAGCCGCUGGCAUUAUAAAAUGUGAUAAUAAUUGGAUUUAUGGUAAUCCUCAUCAAUCUAUUACAGAUUUAAAGGAUAGGAAGCUCUCUUCCCUAAUACCUUAUUUUGAUGAUGAUCCAAAGUCGAGGUUUUUAGAUGAGCUAGCGAAUUCAACUGAAGCGCUUGAUGGGCGUGCAUUAAAGAAACCUAGAAAGGAAAACACUCAAGAGGAGAACGCGGAUUAUAAAAGGAACGCACUAGAUCGCACAUCUAUUGAAGAGUUCUGGGAGAGGCUUGGAUUUAGACAAGAGUGUGCCUCAGGCAGAGUAACGGGCUUCUUCUUUUUGCAUUUCAAGUCAGACGAUCAAGAUACAUCUAAUGAGAAUAAAAAAGACGACGAUUAUGGCAUUUCUAUAGAACUUUUCCAUAGAAUACACGACUUGCUAACUAACUCGGAUUUCAUUUCACUUGAUAGUGCAAAAGUAGCAACCACUUCGUGGAAUGACAACAUUAAUUCUCUCAUAGACAACCCUAAACUAUACAUCAGCCAUCAAGUCAUUGUCAACAAUCCAGAAAAACUCAAAGUAAAGGAAAAUGUAGAGGCUGUUAAACCACAAGUAUUGACAGUUCGUAAGAAAAAAAGACCUGCUAGUGAAAUGUAAAUGUAAAUGC